Durio zibethinus is the source of this 1348-nucleotide messenger RNA. Its product is annotated as GDSL esterase/lipase 5-like. The record is from RefSeq and is a predicted model, not a curated record. Gene Ontology annotation, molecular function: lipase activity. Lineage: Eukaryota; Viridiplantae; Streptophyta; Magnoliopsida; Malvales; Malvaceae.
CAAAUGGAGAGAAAGUCAAUAUAUUUUGGGAGGGAAACUGAAUGAUUAAUGAAGCCAUGGAGAAGAACUUAAUCAUGGCGAGACUAAGCUCUCUCUUCUUCAUUUCCUUAUUCCUUCAUGUAGCACUCAUUGCAACAUGUUGCAUAGGGAUAUCGCAGCAGCAGCCGAAGAAGCAUGCUGCUGCUGCUGCUGCUAUGGCUGUGCCUUUCUUCCUAUUUGGUGAUUCAUUUCUGGAUGUUGGCAACAACAACUACAUCAACACUUCAACUCUUGACCGAGCAAAUUGCUGGCCUUAUGGAGAAACUUAUUUCAAGUUUCCGACCGGAAGAUUUUCUGAUGGGCGUUUGGUAUCAGACUUUAUUGCUGAAAAUGCAAACUUGCCAUUGAUCCAGCCUUUCCUGCAACCGGGUUUUCGAGAAUAUAUCCUCGGGGUAAAUUUUGCAUCUGCUGGAGCAGGUGCUCUAACUGAGACAUUUCAAGGAUUUGUGAUCGAUCUUAAAACACAGCUAAGCUACUAUUACAAGGUGGAGAGUUGGUUGAGACAGAAAUUAGGAAAUGAUGACGCGAAGAUGACUAUGUCAAGAGCUGUUUACUUGUUUAGCAUUGGGAGCAAUGAUUACAUGAGCCCUUUCUUGACCAAUUCCACCAUCUUACACAACUACUCUGACUCCAUAUAUGUUGGGAUGGUAAUCGGCAACCUCACAACAGUCAUUAAAGAAAUAUAUACACGAGGAGGUCGAAAAUUUGGGUUCAUCAACUUGCCGGAUUUAGGUUGUCUUCCAGGGAUGAAGAUAACCAAGUCUGAAAACAAUGGAAGCUGCUUGGAAGAAGUAACAUCACUGGUUACAUUACAUAACAAAGCUCUUUCCAAGCUCCUCUUUGGGUUAGAAAAACGAUUGAAGGGGUUUAAGUAUUCACUUUUUGACUUCAACAGCAAUCUCAGACAAAGAAUGCAUCAUCCCUCCAAAUAUGGUUUUAAGGAAGGGGAGGCAGCAUGCUGUGGAACGGGGCAAUAUAGAGGAGUAUUCAGCUGUGGGGGAAAAAGGAGAGUGAAGGAAUUUCAACUUUGCAAGAAUCCAAAUGACUAUGUGUUUUGGGACUCUUUCCAUCUCACCGAAAAGAUUUACAAACAAUUGGCAGAUCAAAUGUGGAGUGGAACAAGUAAUUCUCAUGAUGUUGGACCUUACAACAUGAGUCAACUAUUCAGAAUUCAUUGAGCAAAUUUUGUCCCAAAAAACAGAGAAUUCCUUUGGCAAAGGUCUUAUUCACCUUGAAAACAAGAUUUUCAUUCAAAAAAAAAAAAAGUGUCUAAAUACGUGGGUUCUAAAUAUCUAAUCCAUAUAAUUUA